Messenger RNA from Histoplasma mississippiense, 759 nucleotides. RefSeq lists its product with no specific name. The transcript is spliced from 4 exons. The coding region runs from base 1 to 759 and encodes 252 amino acids. The record is from RefSeq and is a predicted model, not a curated record. NCBI's taxonomy places the organism in Eukaryota, Fungi, Ascomycota, Eurotiomycetes, Onygenales, Ajellomycetaceae.
AUGCAGGGGAAAUUGAGGGAUGAAUGGCUUGCGAAGAUAGAUAGCGCCAUUUUUUGCGCUUGGGCAUUCUGGACGCCGAGGACUUCUUGGAGAAUCGAGUCUCUCAUUGAUACAAUUGAGCGAUCUUUCUACCGAAAGAUCCCAUUGAACUCCCAAGAGCCCGAGAGAGAAAAGACCGACCUCCACCCACCAGAAAAAGACUUAGGAAUUGAAACACACAUUUCAGAUCAUUCAUAUCAACCGCAUCCCAUAACCCCGGGGAGACCGGAGAGUACAGACCAGGUCCCGCCACUCAUUCCUCGAGAACAGCAGCACCACUACCACAAUCACCGCGAAAUGUUCGGCCACCCAAUCGGUGGGUUAACGUUUAUCCUCCACUGGGGCUGCGCAGUCCUCACAGUGGCAGCUACAGUCCUGUUUGGAAUCUGGGCUCCCCUAAGCUACCAGGAGACAAAAGAGGCGAACAUAGGCAACGAUGAAAUGCAGCGUGCCCUAAUUCUCUCUGCAGAAUCGGCAAAUGAGAUAGCGACAAGCGCACUCCUUGCUGCAUCACGACAACUACAAUUUGCAACUGCGCAGGCCAGUGCCAUCAGUAAUUUGCAGGAGCAGUUGGCGGCCAUGGGAGAGGUGGCGCUCUUACAAUUUUGUAAUGCGCAAACAAGUGGGGCCCUGGCGAUAACGACAGCGGUUCACCGAGCGGAUCUGGGCUGUCUAUUGGCUCCAUUCUUGGGAUCGUUUUCGGAGGUACAGCUGCUCUAG